This is a messenger RNA of Trichoderma atroviride IMI 206040, 1191 nucleotides long. The record is from RefSeq and is a predicted model, not a curated record. NCBI's taxonomy places the organism in Eukaryota, Fungi, Ascomycota, Sordariomycetes, Hypocreales, Hypocreaceae.
AUGUGCCUGUGCGCGUCGACAAGCCAUCCCCAGCUGGCCUCUUUCACCCCCCGGCUAGUCUUGCGGCGAACAAGCAUGAAGAUGGGCUGCUUCCGAGCACAUAGCGUCCUGUAUCAUGAUAUCAUUGCUGGUUUGAUUGAGGAGCUGGCGCGCAUAACCAUCAUCGUCGGCGGCGGAACGGCCUCUCGGUCUUGCCUGCUGCCCUGCCCUGCUCUCCUCUAUCGCCAGAGCCAUUCGCCAUUCACGAUCCGCCAUGAUACGCGCAUAGUAUGCAUGGCCCGAUUCGAUGCCUCUGCGAGAUGCAGGACCGAGGCCGAAGGACCCUCUCGGAAGACGCUUUGGGAGGAGGCUCGGGUUCCGUUUGGGUUGCAGUCACUGCCUGAGGCUGCCUUCCGACUAAGACGUCCUCGAUACAGUGCCAGCGAGCUGACUCGUCUACUGUACAAUAUCAGGUUGAUACCGCCAACAGCCUACGGUACUGCAGCGACCAUACAAUGGCACAAGUGUCGCUCAGUCUGUACGGACAUCUACGCCCAGCUCGCUCUCUUCGUACUGCGCAUACUUGGACGCUAUCAUAUCAUCGUGACUUUCACAGGCGCUAGCCAGGGUCAGACCGUUGGGUCUCGCCCCCUCUCAUGUUAUUAUCGCCGGGUCCAGGUCAUAAACAGGCUGGUCCUCCGGGCGACGGAGCUUCUCGAGCCGCCAACCAGACAAACCAGCGCCAUCAAAGAGUUGCAUUGCUUGACGGGAGAGCUAUCCAUUGGUGUCCUUGGCGCCAGCAGGCAUUUACGAGAAUUGCAGAUGUUUCUGUACAAGUCAGUAGUCUUCUUUCUCGGGCGUGAUCAAAAGUACCGCGCACGGAAUGGGAGCAUACAAUACGAGGUCACGAUCCGUAUCGAAGCCCCUGAGCUGAGCCUCCCUGGUCGCUGGUGGCUUCUUCGAGGUCUGCAGAUCAUUAUCUUAUCAAACGCUUUCCAGAGGCUCGACCCCAUAAGCCCACUAUACUACCUCCCAUGCUCCGUAACUGCAUCUGGACUUCUGGAGCACCAACACAAGCGUGUGCAGUUGAAGCUAGAGAAGCUGAGAGACGAUGCUUGCAACGGCAAAAGAGCAGCACGCAAUGCGGGCGGCGCGAGGCCUAUUACUGCUGGUAGCAGGCUACUGGCGAGCUAUGUGAUGUGUUGCCCUUGA